AGUCUGGGCAUGUGCAGAGCGGGCCGGGCUGCUCGCCGCGCCCGCCGCGCCCCGGGGCUCCGGCCGCCGCCCGCCCGCCCGCUGCCAGGUGAAGCCGCGCUAGGUGAGGUGGAGCGGGGCGGCCGGGCAGGAUGAACAGCUCCGAUGAGGAGAAGCAGCUGGAGCUGCUCGCCAGCCUCAAGGACCAAGCUAUUGGCGAAUAUGAAGAGCUUAGAGCAGAAAAUAAGAAAACGAAAGAAGAGUGUGACAAAAUCAAGCAAGAACGAGAUGAAGCUGUCAAAAAACUGGAGGAGUUUCAGAAAAUUUCUCACAUGGUUAUUGAGGAAGUAAACUGUAUUCAGAACCAUCUUGAAAUUGAGAAGACGUGCCGUGAAAGUGCUGAGGCUUUGGCUUCUAAGCUGAACAAAGAAAAUAAGACCUUGAAAAGAAUUAGUAUGCUUUAUAUGGCAAAACUGGGCCCAGAUAUUAUCACUGAAGAGAUUAACAUUGAUGAGGAUGAUUCAUCCACAGAUACAGAAGCUAACUCUGGAUCAUGCAAUUCUGUGCACUGUCAGCAGCAAAUAAAAGAGCUGCGAGAUCAAAUCGUAUCUGUUCAUGAGGAAAAGAAGACCUUGGCCAUUGAACUGGAAAACCUGAGGUGCAAACUUGUAGAAGUAAUUGAAGAAGUAAAUAGAGUGAAAGACGAAAAGGCUGCUUUGACAUCAGAAGUUAAUAAGCAGCAAAAACUGUUGGAGAAAUGUAACAGAGUGUCUGUGCUGGCAGUAGAGGAAUAUGAAGAGCUCCAUGUAAACUUUGAACUGGAAAAGAACCUGCGGAAGAAAGCAGAGUCAUUUGCACAAGAGAUGUUUAUCGAACAAAACAAGAUGAAAAGGCAAAGCCAGUUGCUUCUGCAGAAUUCUGCGCCUGACCAACAGCUUUUGAAGGCUCUGGAUGACAAUGCUAAGCUAACCCACACGUUAGAAGAAGAAAGGCUUCAACACCAACAAAAGAUCAAAGAACUGGAAGAGCAGCUAGAGAACCAAGCUCUGCAUAAGGAAAUCAGUCGUCUUAAGCAGCAACUAGAACUCUUGGAAGAAGAUAAAAAGGAACUAGAGCUCAAGUGUCAGCACUCAGAAGAAAAAGCUAGAGACCUAAAGCAUUCAGUUGAUGAACUUCAGAAACGAGUACAGCAGUCAGAAAAUCCUGCACCACCUCCUCCACCACCGCCACCUCCUCCUCUCCCUCCUCCCCCUCCUCCUAACCCUAUACGGUCUCUCAUGUCAAUGAUUCGCAAGAGAUCUCACUCCAACACCAACGUGAGCAAGAAGGAGAAACCUCCUCAGCAGGAGUCUGCAGGUGAAGAAGUUACAGAUCUGAAGAGACAAGCUGUUGAAGAAAUGAUGGACAGAAUUAAAAAGGGAGUUCAUCUGAGACCAGUGAACCAGUCAAGCAGGCCUAAAACAAAGCCAGAAACACCAAAGCCCUCCGAAAGUGCAAUGAAAGAAUUAAAAGGGAUUCUGGAAACACUGAAUAAAUCCACUAGUUCCCGAAGCUUGAAGUCCCUCGAAACAGACAGCAGUGAAACAGAGCUGGAGCGAGUGCUGCGGCGCCGGAAAGUGACCACAGACCAGGACAGUGGCAGUCCCACUGGAAUCUUGGCCACAUCAGAAUCAAAAUCUCUGCCUGUGCUAGGUUCUGGAGCCAGUGCUGCACAAACAGCCCUGAACAAGAAAGACCUGGAGGCACAAUUCACUUCCCAAGUUCCUGACUCAGGUCCCACCUCUAACCAGCUUAAGGGAGUAACAGGCUGCAAGCCUACACUACAAUCAACUAGUCAUCCAGAAUUCACAAGAAAAGCUUCUAGUGGUGAAAAAGAGACAGAAUCCGUGGUGGUUUUAGAUCCCGUUUCCACCAGUGGGGAGCAGAUGUCUGAAGCCGCGCUGAGCCAGAACAAAAUGAGAGAAGGAAAACUCAAGCCCCUGCAUAAAGAAACUACUGUUGGGAAAAUCAAAGAAACAGACAGCUCUAACUGUUAGUUGUUGUUUGGAAAGGCUGUAACUUUUUGGGAAUCAUUAUCAGGACAUGUGGGUUGCUUAGGUGUGUUACUAGGGGCUGCGGUCUGUUCUUCAACUGGUUUUCAGUAAUAGACAUUGAAAUGGUCUUUUGUACUGCAGUUUUGUUACAUGCUUUAAAGUGUUACAUAACAAUAUAUCCCUCAAAAUCCCAUUUCUGUGUUAAUUUUGCAGCUAUGGUUAUUAUUUUCUUAGAUAGGGUCAGUUACCUUUACUUUAAACUGUACUUGAAAAGGCUUUUGAAAUUAUUCUUUUACUGAGAAGAUGCCUUGUCCAUUCCAAAGCUUGCCAGAAGCCCCUUGCAGCCCUUCUGAACUGCACAGGUCUGGGUUAGACCCUAUGAAGGUGAUAACACACAUAUCAGCUGUACAGUGGGGGGUUACCCAUUAGUAAAAACAUCAGCGUUUGGACACAUUGGUUUGAAAGUAUUUUGGUAUCUACUUAAACCAGGACCUCGUAGGUCUCCUCCCUGCCCUCUCCACAGAGGCUGUUGUGAGGAAGCUGAAAGCACAAGCACACCAUGUCUGUUUCAGACUCCCCAGUGGCCAGCCAGGUCAGGGACUGAAAAGCAGAGGCAGUGCAGCAUUAUUUUGGUACCGAGACUUCUGGUGAUGAUAAGCCAGAAGUGUGUGAGCUGAAGCUGGUGCUCUCAUUUGGAUGAAAAGCUUUUCAAAGGAUGAUUUACAUCCUGAGUUUUGUUUCAGUGUACACAGCAAAGUGUGGAACUGCUGCAAGGGGAGUCUGCACUUAAAACUGCAAAAGAACAACUUAUCCUAGGCUCCCUGAUCAUGGAGCACAUUUGGGAUUCACUCAUCCUGGGACCAAGUUAUUUGGCAUCAGCAUUUUGAGAGCUUCCAGCUGAAAGCUGCAGCACUAACAGAUCAGCCUUUGCUUUGCAGCUGGUACACACUGGCGGCAUUAAUUACUUGAUGAGGUAACACUUUAGAUGUCUGUAUUUGAUAACACAAAUCCCUGUUUCCCUCAGCCCUUACUUCCUGUGAAGGCAGUGGGACAGGUAUGUCACCCAUUCCCUCCACUGCCAACUCACAUUCCAUUGUAGUCUCUUCUUAAAUCCAACACGGUAUCUCAUCCUUUUAUAACGAACAAACAAAUGUAAUCAGGGAUUUACCUAAAGGUGGGUGUAACUGAAAUUGGGUGGUCAAGUACUUGAAUGCACUUGGAUUCUUUUUUAUUUCAUGAUUUGAAACAGUGAUAGUAGUGAUGGGUGAAUGUUCUGAGUUUGGUGGUUUGGCUCUGCAUGCAACUGUCUGGUGCUUUCCCUACCAAUAAAAUGAUAGUAACGAGUGUGGUAGUUUCACAUCUUCUUUGGUGCUUUUUGCAUGUUUGCUGAGAAAAUCUUGGACUUGGUCUAAUUACAGGACUACCGAGAAUUCCUAAACUUGGGGAAAUUUGUCUCUCAUUGAUAUCCCCAUUUGGGGGGUCGGGGAUUGGGUCUGGUGGUUCAUUUUUCUCUUGGGUAUCUGUUACACUGAAUUUAAAAUGCAACAUUUUAUAUAUGUAUUUUUCCUCUGGAAUUACUGCUUCUGUAUUAUAUGUUCUAAUUUUCAAAUGGUACCAAACCCACAAGUUUUUUAAAGACUCUUUCUUUCACUUGAGCUGUUUGUUACCUCGGACAUCAAUUACUUAUUUAUCUCUUCUCUGGUGCUUAUUAAAAAGACUCCUGACAAGUUUCCCAGA
This is a messenger RNA of Pezoporus occidentalis (night parrot), 3749 nucleotides long. RefSeq names its product shootin 1 (gene SHTN1). Gene Ontology annotation, biological process: neuron projection morphogenesis; positive regulation of neuron migration. Bases 132 to 2015 code for a protein of 627 amino acids. The record is from RefSeq and is a predicted model, not a curated record. Gene Ontology annotation, cellular component: cell leading edge; cytoplasm; axonal growth cone. The transcript has 17 exons. NCBI's taxonomy places the organism in Eukaryota, Metazoa, Chordata, Aves, Psittaciformes, Psittacidae.